GGUUUAUGAAACGAAUCGAUUUUGUUUGCUUUCUGGGUUCUAAUUCGUCUUGAGCAAUCUCUGGGGUAGGGUGCCGAAAAUCUCUCUGUGGGAAUCGAAAUAAUUGGAAUCUCUCAGAAGUUUUUUGUUCAUUUAAUAAGAUUUUGUUUCUAGAGUCGUCUGCUCAAGAGAAUCAAAUUCAAUUUCCGAUUUUUCGUUUGAUAAAACAAAUUUUCAUCUGUUUUUGUAUUGGCAUUUUAGUUGGUAAGGAUGAUAAUUGGGUGCAGCACGCCAAGUGCACAUGUUCUUACGAGUUCCCGGGCAUUCAAGUCAUCAUCAUACAGAGCUGCAUCAGGACGGACUCAACAUUAUCUUGCUCGAAGCUCAUUGUGUACCUCUGUCAUAUCUUUCAGCCUCGUCUUCUCUACUUCUGAAUGGAGAACAAGGUAGUCUGUCUGGUACAUUACCUGUGUUACCCGUCCGCAGAAAAACUCUUUUGACUCCACGAGCAUCAAAAGAUGUUCCUUCUAGCUUCCGAUUUCCCCCGAUGACCAAGAAGCCACAAUGGUGGUGGAGAACUUUGGCAUGUCUGCCUUACCUAAUGCCACUGCAUGAAACUUGGAUGUAUGCAGAAACCGCUUACCAUCUCCACCCAUUCCUAGAAGAUUUUGAAUUCUUAACCUACCCAUUUCUGGGAGCCAUCGGAAGAUUACCAAGCUGGUUCCUCAUGGCUUACUUCUUUGUAGCUUAUCUAGGGAUAGUGCGAAGAAAAGAAUGGCCUCACUUCUUCAGGUUCCAUGUAGUGAUGGGUAUGCUGCUUGAAAUCGCACUCCAGGUUAUAGGAACAGUUAGCAAGUGGAUGCCUCUUGGAGUCUAUUGGGGUAAGUUUGGGAUGCAUUUCUGGACCGCUGUUGCGUUUGCUUAUCUGUUUACCGUCCUUGAAAGCAUACGGUGUGCACUUGCGGGUAUGUACGCAGACAUCCCAUUUGUCUGUGAUGCUGCGUAUAUCCAGAUUCCCUACGACUAAGAAGAAACAACAAUAGAUCGUUAUAACUCUUUCUUUUGUUAAUGUGUUUGUUAGGGCCUGGUGUUGUUACAAUUUCUCUUCUUGAAUGACAAUUAUGUUUGUAGUAUUUCAUCGUUUCGUGAACUCAGUCGUCAAACUUUUGAACAUGGAUGGAUUGGCUAUGAAACCAAAAAAUCUGAAGUGUUAAG
This is a messenger RNA of Arabidopsis arenosa, 1194 nucleotides long. The record is from the annotation of a GenBank genome assembly. Lineage: Eukaryota; Viridiplantae; Streptophyta; Magnoliopsida; Brassicales; Brassicaceae.